CGAUCGCAUGGUCGCUAACGCUACAGUUGAAAUGGCAAUGAUACAUGCAAAUACCUCGGUGUUUUAUGUGAAAAAGGGGAAAUCAAUGCGUACUUCGUACGCAAAUAUGCGUAUCAUACCCUGCCAACUCUCUUCCACGUUGCGCGACGAGACUUUCGGCUCUACAGUCAUCAGCAUUCGAUUAUGAGUAAACGGCGGGCGCAUCGAAAAUCGCGAGACGGAUGUGCUGAAUGUAAAAGGCGCCACAUCAAGUGUGACGAGGGCAAGCCUUCGUGUUCACAUUGCACACGUUACAAGAUGCAUUGCACUUAUCGCCAGAGUUCAACAAUCAGCAGAGAAGUGUCUUCUUGCGAAGGCCUAUCGCCUCAGUCAGCAUCCUCAUGGCAGUCCAUUCGCACAGACGAGUACAGUCAUGCAUCUCCUGGCUUUACCAGUGCCCCAAGAGAUGCACCAACUAGCCUCUUUGGUAUAAAGGAUAUGGCUCUCUUCUAUCACUGGAUCACUGUUGCAGGACACAGCAUCGUCGACACACAUGACAUUAAUCACUUCUGGCACUCGGUCAUACCAUCACUCGGUUUCAAACACCCGUAUGUGAUGCACAACAUCCUCAGUCUAUCAGCCCUGCACAAAGCUCAUAUGAACCCUCUUGAAAGCGGUGACUUUGUGCGCGUUGCAGCAGAACACCGGAGCAAAGCGCUUGAUGGAUUCAUCGAAGAUCUCCAUGAUGUUGGACCCCACAACAGCAGCGCCUUGUUUGCUAACGCAACACUGACGUUCUUUCACGCGUUCGUCUCGUUCAGCAAGACAGUCGACGAUGCGCACACCGACGCAAAAGUUCGAACAGCUCGAAUACUUGGUGUUGAAUGGGUACCGUUGCUCCGCGGCACUGCCAUCGUACUUGAGCCUGUUUAUGACCAUGUCCGGGAAGGACCGCUCAAAUCGUUUCUCGAUCUUUACCAUUAUGACCACGACCGGACAGAGCAUGGUCAGGCCAGCGACUACGGCGUACAACUCAUGAAGAUUCAGAGCCUCUGGUCCACAGAUGAAUACGCCGAUACAUACAACGAGACACUACAGCUUCUUCUAAGGUGUAGCACAUGGAUGGAGAAAUUUCGGAACAUGGAAAACGACGUGAUGGCAGAUUGUGGUUAUAACAGACUUUGUUCAGGACCAUUCAUUUGGAUCUUUAGUGCACCCGAGAAGUACAUCAACUUGCAACAACAGCGACAACCACCCGCUCUAAUCAUUUUCGCGUACUACGGGGUCUUGUUACAUCAGUUGAAUAGCUACUGGUGGGCGGAAGAUUGUGGACGGAGCAUCAUCAGUGCUGUUGAUGCAUGUUUGGGACCGUAUUGGAGUUCUUGGGUUGAAUGGCCAAAGCAAGUCGCAGGAUUAUGAGCGUAUUACUGUAAAGAGCCUUUGAAAUAGGUCUGUGGUCUAUUAUGGACGACUGGAU
Boeremia exigua is the source of this 1456-nucleotide messenger RNA. RefSeq lists its product as uncharacterized. Lineage: Eukaryota; Fungi; Ascomycota; Dothideomycetes; Pleosporales; Didymellaceae. The coding region runs from base 184 to 1398 and encodes 404 amino acids. Gene Ontology annotation, molecular function: zinc ion binding; DNA-binding transcription activator activity, RNA polymerase II-specific. The transcript is spliced from 2 exons. Gene Ontology annotation, biological process: regulation of transcription by RNA polymerase II. The record is from RefSeq and is a predicted model, not a curated record.